Molecule: messenger RNA, 825 nt
Organism: Capronia epimyces CBS 606.96
Lineage: Eukaryota; Fungi; Ascomycota; Eurotiomycetes; Chaetothyriales; Herpotrichiellaceae
Exons: 1
Coding region: 1-825 (274 amino acids)
Source: RefSeq, a predicted model, not a curated record
AUGAAUACUUUCAAGUUGCACCAAGGUCGACUGGAGAACCUCGACGAUAUCACCGGCUACCGCGACUAUGACGAGGCCAUCCUACCUCUGCCGGAAGCGACCAUCAAUGCCGCCGUGCGGGAUGCUGUGUACAUGCCACUGCCGUGUCUGUCAUCCCGACGAUCUCCCACCUGCAGUGCGUCGGCACCCCGUGCACUUCGCCCAAAGCCCAGCACAAGCUUCCAGGGGAUGACCGGCACCAGCGAGACCGGCCACUGUUUCCGCCUUGGACUGCGAGCUCACAAGGAUUGGCAAACUUUGUUGCUCCCGGCUGAAGACCGGCCUCUAGAUAUGGAGAAACUAUCCGCCGAGAUCCAACGUCUGGAGGCUUCCUGUCGUCGACGCAAGAAAGAACGCCAGACCAUCCAGACCUGCGACCGAGAGUGGGCGGGCCAGAAAACCAAGAUUCCGGGCAUCACUGUGUGGCACAUGGCUGAUGUCCAAGACGUGACACAGGCGAUGGAAAUUGACACACCGGGAUAUGAUGGACGCAGUGUUCAAACCACCACCCCGACAGCACAGAGUGCGCAAGGGUAUGUUGAUGGAGAGGUGCAGCCUGAUCCGCUUCCCGGCUUCCACUGCUUCUUGCAAAGAACAUUUGCGGGAUUGCAGCCUGACGGUGGGGCAUCUGGAUCGGGUCCGAUGGACCUCGAUGAGGGAUCUCCUGAAGUCUACUAUGGCUGGGCGGAUGCACGUCGGUUCCCUGGUCCGUUGAAGAGCCGACAUGAGCUCGACGCACUCCAUGCCCACAUUCAAGCAGCACCGGCGAGAGCUUUUGAGUUCUGA